AGACUGUGCUACACAACUACGCAGCUCAGCCUUUUGUUUACCUUUUCUAGCCGAUCAUGUCAUCCGAUUUGAAGGACUCGUGCAAACAAAUUCUGCACCGUCUUCAACAGCAGGAUGUGGCCGAGUUCGCCUGCGUGCUUUGCGCUCAGCACGUGCGCGGGCAGGAUGCGCUGAUGCAGCACCUCAUCGGCGAGCACCACAUCCACUGUGUGCACUUCGACAACGUGUCAAACCUUCCCGAGUUGCUCAGGCACCUCUCACUGCUGCUGCACCGCGGGUCGGCGCCCUCGCAUUGGACGUGUCCGGUGUGCGGGGAGGACACUCACAGCGCUGACGUUGACGUCCUGCUACAACACGCGUGGCAGAAGAACCACGCAAGUUGGAAUCCGAGCACCGUUCCGAGUUUGUCCGAAUGGUGGGUCACGGUGACGAUGGAGAAAACUGUGCCAACUGCGCUGAAACCCGUCCGCAGUUCUACUGCGGCUGCAGGGAAUACGAACGGCGUCGCGGACGACCAGGAAGACGACGAUGAUACAGCGUGGGAUGCGAUGGAAGAUGAGGAGGUCGACGAGGACGAGGACUGGAACCUGGAUUGUGUGUGUCUUUACUGCGACUACGACGGCGAGGAUGUGCUGGAGCACCUCAAGUCCACCCACGACUUCGACUUCCGCACUGCCGUGCAGCAGCGCGACGACAUGAAAAACGAGUACGAUCUCAUCCGUAUCGUGAACGCCGUGCGCCGGGCAGUCGCGGCGGACCGCUGCCCCUUUGACGAGCACUGUGCGAUCGACGGAACACACAACGACCGUGCGGCGUUGGAGCAGCACCUGCGGAUGACCAAAGCGCACCGCCUUCCAGCGCACGUUGCAGAAAACGACGCUGCUUUGAUUCCUGUGCUGCCGGGUGACGCUUUUAUUUCGAUGCUUGUGACGAGUGGCGGAGGGUUUUUGAAGGCGGAGGAGGACGACCCGGACUUCCCCAUGGUGCCCACCGUGCACGAGCUGGCAGCCGCGGCGAGAGAGCGGGGAAGUAAACGAUGA
Molecule: messenger RNA, 1040 nt
Organism: Leptomonas pyrrhocoris
Lineage: Eukaryota; Euglenozoa; Kinetoplastea; Trypanosomatida; Trypanosomatidae
Exons: 1
Coding region: 57-1040 (327 amino acids)
Source: RefSeq, a predicted model, not a curated record